Molecule: messenger RNA, 1883 nt
Organism: Centruroides sculpturatus (bark scorpion)
Lineage: Eukaryota; Metazoa; Arthropoda; Arachnida; Scorpiones; Buthidae
Product: triokinase/FMN cyclase-like
Exons: 13
Coding region: 22-1809 (595 amino acids)
Biological process (GO): glycerol catabolic process
Cellular component (GO): cytosol
Molecular function (GO): glycerone kinase activity
Source: RefSeq, a predicted model, not a curated record
ACGUGUUGAUAUGUUUACGUUAUGUUCGAGCUAGAAAUGGACGAGAGAAAGAAAUUGAUUAAUUCUGCAAAUACAUGUGUUAGAGAUAGUUUGAAAGGAUUCAUUGCUGCUAAUGUUGGCCUUAGGUUAAUCGAAAAUGCUAAUAUAGUUGUCAGACACGAUUUAGAAGAAGUGAAGAGAUCGAAUAAAGUCACGUUGAUAUCGGGGGGAGGAUCUGGCCAUGAACCCGCAAUGGCUGGUUAUGUUGGCUUGGGAAUGUUAACAGCCUGUGUUCAAGGUGAAAUUUUUACAUCCCCUCCAGCAGCAGUAAUUUUGAAUUGUAUAAGAAUUGUAGCUCAAAAUAAUCCAGCUGGCACACUGGUUAUAUUGCUAAAUUAUACAGGUGAUAGACUCAAUUUUGGAUUGGCAGUUGAACGUGCCAAAAUUGAGGGUUUGUUGGUUGAUACGUUCAUUGUCAAUGAAGAUUGUGCCUUAGUUAGUAAAGACAAGACGGCAGGAAGAAGAGGACUAUGUGGUGCUGUUUUAAUCUAUAAAAUUGCUGGAGCUAUGGCGGAAGAAGGUCGAUCGCUUUGCGAAAUAAAGUCAGCCCUAACUAGAAAGUUAUCUGAAAUGGGAACAAUUGGAAUCAGUCUUUCUGCGUGUAGCACACCAAGUAGUGGAAAGUUAUUCAAAAUAAAUUUUGAUGAAAUGGAACUUGGUUUAGGAAUACAUGGAGAAGCAGGAAUUUCAAGGUUAAAAGUUUGUUCUGCUUCAGAAGUUGUUCAUAUAAUGUUUAAUCACAUGACAAGAGAAGACUCUGCAUCUCGACUUAAAAUUGCUUCUGGCGAUCAUUUAUGUCUUGUUGUAAAUAAUUUGGGUGGAUUGUCUCAAUUAGAAAUGAACAUUAUGACUAAAGAAGCUGUUGAAUAUUUGGAAAAUAUUGGUGCAGUGGUUACUAGAGUAUACUGUGGAACUUUCGUUACCUCAUUGGAGAUGGCCGGUGUCUCUCUAACUGUUUUUAAAGUAGAUAAAACUGAUUUAUUUUAUUUGGAUGACCAUACAGAAGCAUCCUCUUGGAUAAAAUCAUUUUUGCCUGAGAACAAAGUGAGACAAACACCAUCUCUAAAACCUGUCUCAGAUUUUGUUGUGAGCAAAGUUUCUGAAGAUUUUGGUCCCAAACUCAGUCCUUUUGGCUGUGAUUUAUUUAACCAUGCACUGCAAACUGCUUGUCAGGCAAUAAUAUCUAGUGAAAGACAACUCAAUGAAUUAGAUAAAGAAGGUGGAGAUGGUGACUGUGGAUCAACUUUGAAAAGAGGAGCUGAAGAAAUUUUGAGUAACUUAAACAAAUUUCCUACAUUGUAUCCAAAAGAAACAUUGUUCAGACUCGCGCAUUGUGCCGAGAUGUCCAUGGGUGGGUGUUCUGGUGGUCUAUAUGGAUUAUUCUUUACUGGUGCUGCUCAAGCAUUUAAAAUUGAUUGCAGUCCUAAAACUUGGUGCCAAGCUAUAAAUUUAGGAGUAAAUAUGAUGAAGAAAUAUGGAGAAGCAGAAGAAGGAGAUAGAACUAUGUUAGAUGCUCUUAUACCAGCGUGUGCCAGUCUUCGUUUGCAUCUCGUUAAUGAUGGAAAUCAGUUAGAUGCUUUGGGAGCAGCAGUGAAGUCGGCUGAAACUUCUGCCGCGGCCACGGCCGAAUUGAGGGCCAGGGCCGGCAGGGCAAGCUAUGUCAAUUCGGACCUGUUAAAGUCUCCUGACCCCGGAGCCCACGCCGUUGGCAUUUGGAUGAGAGCAGUCUUCGAAGGGAUCAAACAAAAAGUGAAAGCACUUCCAAAGUAAAGCAUAUUAAAUAGUUAUUUUUGGUGUUUUAAUCAUUCCAAUGGAAAUAAAUUUGUAUUCAAGAUUAUUUUUAU